AAUUGUGAAGCAUUUUUAUGGCAUAUAUUGCUCGAGUAGCUUGGCAUUAAGCAAGGAAAAAAAAUGGCAACUACUUCUGUAGCAAACAACAUCCUUAAACAACUACCUUGUAAUUUUAGUUCAUCAUCUUUCUUAACAAACAAUUUGUACAAAUCUUCAUCAAUAGUACUAGCUACUCCUCAUGAUAGAUUAACUAGGCAAGUUGUUCUUCAAGCUCAAGCACGUCCCACGUGGCUUCCUGGCCUUGACCCUCCAUCUCACCUUGAUGGAAGUUUGGCAGGAGAUUUUGGGUUUGACCCACUUGGAUUGGGAGAGGACCCGAAUAGCUUAAAGUGGUAUGUUCAAGCUGAAUUGGUUCAUGCCCGUUUUGCUAUGGCUGGUAUUGCUGGCAUUCUUUUCACUGAUUUGCUUCGAACUACAGGGAUCAGUAGUUUGCCAGUGUGGUACGAGGCUGGUGCAACCAAAUUCGACUUUGCAAACACAAGAACCUUGUUAUUUAUCCAAUUAGUCUUAAUGGGAUUUGUGGAAACUAAAAGGUAUAUGGACUUCGUUAAUCCUGGAUCACAAGUUGAUGGUCCUUUCUUUGGCAUGGAAUCAGCAUUUGGGGGCUUAGAACCUGGGUACCCAGGUGGCCCCCUGUUAAACCCUCUUGGCCUAGCCAAAGAUAUAAAGAACGCUCAUGAUUGGAAGCUCAAAGAAAUUAAAAAUGGACGAUUGGCGAUGAUAGCUAUGUUAGGCAUAUUUGUGCAAGCUUAUGUAACACAUGCUGGUCCAAUUGAGAAUCUUGUGGAGCAUCUUUCUGAUCCAUGGCAUAAGACCAUCAUUCAGACUCUCUCCACCUCAACAUAAUUCAUUCUGACACUUUUUUUUCUUCUGUGAUUGAAUAUUCAAAGUUAUUCAAUAUGUAACAUACAUGAUCAAUACGAAGUAAUUACUCAUUAUUAUCAAAAAGUUGAAAAGUGCAUCAGUAUCCCAUUGCUCUCUUGUGGGUCAAAUUUUAAUUUGAUCACAAAUUUUCACUGUUCUAUCCUAUAAGAAGGUAAUACAUACUCGUGAGAUCUUGUUGGAUUUGUUGCAAUAUCU
Messenger RNA from Chenopodium quinoa (quinoa), 1083 nucleotides. RefSeq names its product photosystem I chlorophyll a/b-binding protein 5, chloroplastic-like. Lineage: Eukaryota; Viridiplantae; Streptophyta; Magnoliopsida; Caryophyllales; Amaranthaceae. Gene Ontology annotation, cellular component: membrane. The transcript has 6 exons. The record is from RefSeq and is a predicted model, not a curated record. The coding region runs from base 64 to 849 and encodes 261 amino acids. Gene Ontology annotation, biological process: response to light stimulus; photosynthesis, light harvesting in photosystem I.